This is a messenger RNA of Alligator mississippiensis (American alligator), 5994 nucleotides long. RefSeq lists its product as uncharacterized. Gene Ontology annotation, cellular component: cytoplasm. The record is from RefSeq and is a predicted model, not a curated record. The transcript has 20 exons. The coding region runs from base 3668 to 5374 and encodes 568 amino acids. NCBI's taxonomy places the organism in Eukaryota, Metazoa, Chordata, Crocodylia, Alligatoridae.
UCCCCCCCCCCCCCCGAGUCAAAGGCCCUGCCUGACUGGUGGAAAAGUCAGGCAUUACUUUCCAUCCUGCACCACAGAGCAAUCAAGAUGCAAUCUGUUUAUCAGCAAGUGGUUUCCUUUAAGGAGAAAGGAUAGUCCCUUGCAAACAGCAGGACCCUCCCUUGAGAUGAGAAGCAGAAACAGAGACCUCUGAUGUGUGUGCAGGACUGGGCCUUUCCCCAGUGGUCUCCUGUUUCAGGCAGUUCUUCUCAUUCCCCUCAACCACUCUCUUUUGGUCAGGAAUACAGGGGGGGCAAUAAAGGGAGAAGUAAUGCUAAUUAUUAACAUUCUUAAACCAUACAAGGGGCAGGGAGGAAUGAAAUGCAUGCUUGAAAGGGGCGUUUGGAAAACAGCUUGUACAUGUGUCCAUCUCCAGGGUUCUCCUAAAAAAAUCAUGAGCCAUUCACCCCUCAGUCUCACCUCUGACCAGCACUUCUCCACGUCUCUACUCAUCACUGCUGGGAUGCACCUUGGGCCCACGUACUUAUUGCUCCCACUAACAGAAACAUUAUCUCAUUACAUAGAUGAUUAUAUUCCUGACAGUUCUGGCUCCUGUUACUCACAAUUCAAUAUUGUCCUUGUCAUCUGCUUGUUUGGCUUAUCAAAGAGAGGCAAAAUCAAACUAGCAAGUUCCAAGUGCUAGAUUUAAGAUGAUCAUAAUGCUAAAACCACCCACCUCUCUUGCUUCCAGACUCUCCUGAGAACUCAUCUCUGCCCUAUUGCACAGAAGUGCAGUUACUUAUUAAAGAGCAGCUAGGCAGGUGCUGAUUUGUGGCUGUUUCUCACUGGCUAGGAAUUGCAUCUUGUGCUAUAGCACGAUGUGAGUGUGUCUACAUGUGCUUUUAUGUGCGCCUAAACUUAAUGCGCAUUUGCCUAAUGCACAUUAAGAUGAUUUAGGCACACAUCUACACAUGCACACACUAAGGUACAUUAACACAGUGUGUGGACCGACUUGGGACUAAAUUUAGUCCCAAGUCAGUUGACAUACAUGGUAUAAAUGUGCCAUAGCAUAUCUACAUGUGCAUGUAGGUGCUUCAGCUAUUCACACAUAAAUUUGAUACCUGCUUUUGCACGAAUAGCCUAAAAUUACCAUUUUUAAGGGGAGACUCCUGUCCUUAAUGCACCUUAAAAUGGCUAAUACAUCUUAAAUUAGCACGUAUAGACAGGCCCUGUUAUUCUUUACUCUGCCCUAUGUCAACCCCACCCCCAUACCUCAUCUUCCUGAUGGGGUUGGAUUUGCUUGGCUCAGAUUCAGUCCAGAAUAGAAUCAGUGAUGUUGUCUGCUGUGAAUAGCACUGAUUGCAAGUCUAGGCCUUAUGAAUAGCCCCUGAACCAUUACUUGCUUCUGACAAUUAUUUAUCUCAGCUAAAUACUGUAGGUGAGCAAACAUAACCAAAUGGUAUUGUCAUAAACGGAUCGCAUUAGCCAGGUGAUAUUCAGUGUUCAGGCAAAUGAUUCAUCACUUAGCUCAUGUGGUGUUUCUACUCCCUGACUGGAUAACUCAGAGGUUUUAAAGACCAGAAUAACAGCAACUAACAAAUAGUUUUGUUCACAACUGAAAAACCCUGUUUGCACAUGUACAUAUUUGCAUGUGAAUUGCAAUGGUAUGUUUCCCUACAAGUGGUAUUCAAUCACUGUAAUGCUCUGUCUGCUGUACACAACUUCUGAUACGGGAAUGGGACAGAAGUCAGAACACAAGCUCUGUGCUAGCCGAUUUGUUUGUGUCCACCGCUUGUGGUUGUUUUGUGUAAUAGGAGCACCUUGUUGAAGAUGGACCGUCCAUCCAUUAAUCAGGAUGAAGAUCAGCUAUUCUCCAAAAAUUCUAGCAAGGAAAAAUCAUAUUAAAUUAACGAACAGUGAGGAAACAGAGCCCCCAGCAUCAAUCCGAGUCCAAGUGGAAGUUCAGCUUUGAAAUAGAGGAGAUGCUAUGGGCUGGAAUGCAACCCGUGGCCAUUUUUGGCACUGCCAAGGAGGGUCAACUCGUUCCAAACCGCCAAGCAGGAAGGACCAAGGUCCUGAGCAUGGGUUUCCAAAACUCGCCUGACAUUUUGUGUCUCUUUUGAUCACUGGGAUGGAAGGCUGAUCCUCCCCAUUUCUCUUGGAAAUGGCAUCGGAGCUGACUUCAGAAAGGGAACGAACAGCUUUUUUUGAUCAGUGAGAAAAGAGGUCACUUCUUCGCUGAGGAGGCAGGAAUCAUAGCAACAGAGUGAACAGAUCAACACGGCUACCAAAUACGUCCCCUCCAGAAUGAGCUCAAACCUGCUGGCUGAGACCAUCUAGUGGUUAGAAGAGCAUAAAACUAGUACAACCCUUACAGACAGGAUACUGCCUCUGGUUCAGACGUGGAGCCCAAAAUGGUCCCCCACCAAGUGUCUGUACAGUGCCCAGAGCAAUAGUGCCCCAGUUUCAGCUGGCCCUCCUGUAACAAAGGCAAACAAUAUUGUGAAGAAGACUGAGUGUUUCAAGAAUCUGAGGGCUGAGUGUUUGAAAAGGCUUAAUGGCUAGAACAAAUAACCCAGUGGGUUCAGAAGGAGCUGUGGCAAAAGCAAAUCAACCAUUUCUCAUUUCCUCCGUCAUAUGAUUUGCUACCGGGAGGAGGCUGGCGAAGAAUGAUAGCCUCAGAGCUCACCCAACAGGGUCAGUGAUCGACACACAUCGUCUGGAGAGCGACGGGAGAGCCAAGGUCGGGGAGGAUUUCGCUCUUGGAUCUCUCACCCAGGAGUGAGCAGGUAAGGACGAGGUCCUCAGGCAGUGCUGCUGGAGGCUGCGGCAGCGGGAGAUCUGGGAGGGGAGCGAGGGUCUCUUCUGCUUCCAGGCUUGUGCCUGUGUUCGGAAAAAAGUGCAGAAGGAGACGGAGCCGACAAGACCCUGCCUUUGGAGCGAGGGGCUGAGUAACGCUCCCUGCCGGCUCGGUGUGCAGGAGGCAGGAGCCGGGCAGGCUCUGCAGGACACCCCCUGCCGAGGCCGAGAUAAGAAAUGUUUGCGCUCUAACCUUGUGUGUCUUUUAUCGCCUCCUUAGACCAUCUUCUCCUGCACGGGUGCCAGAAGGCUUCAAAACCAGUCCCGGGCCCGGGUUGCUGUCCCUGCCAGGAUGGCUGGAGUGCAGUGCACAGCCAGUGUAGAUUAAAACACUGGUUCCUCUUACAUUGUAUUGAGGGCCAUGGUUUUUGUUUCUGCAGAGCAGGGGAGUCGGGCUCUCCUGCAUCGUGAAAGGCAUGAAGACAAGGUCCAGGGAGAAGGCAAUAGCAGUCCUGGUGUGGAAAAGAAGUGCCAGAGGGCAGCCAGAGUUUCCUUUAAUGGCCGAGAAGGGCCUGAAAGGGAAGGUCUGGGGGGACAGGACUCCUGGAGGGGACAAAACAAGAGAGGGAAAGGGGUGGGAGGCAGGAGAGGUGCAGAUCUGUUACAGGGGAAGAGAUUAUACAAGAAGAUAGCUUCAGAGUGGAUGCUAUAGUCCCUUUCAGGGGCAGGCGUUAUCGCCUUGGGAAGGCAGUGACCGCGGAUCCAGGCGGCGAGGGACAGUCCCCAGAGGCGAGGCAGGAGGCCUCGGUACCGGACCAGAGGGAGGAGUGCGCGGCGUCCCGAGGGCCUUUGAGCACCUGCCCAGCAGCACUCCAUCCCCCCGGGCAGGAUGGACAGGCUGAGGCGGGUGCUGAGGAGGAGGACCGCCAAGGUGGGCUUUGUGCCAGAAGAUCACAGCAGGGGGCCUGGGCAGGAACAUCUGGGCCCCCCCAGCCGUGAAGAGGAGGGGCCCAUCCAGGCGAGGACGUGGCUGUGCUCCAUGUGCUGGCAUAAAAAACCAGCACUUCCUAGCGCCAAAGCACUUCCUUUGAAGCAGCCCACCACCUCCAGGUGCAAGUGGAGGUGGCCCUGGGUGCGCCCGGGCAGGCGGGAGCCCGGAGGAGAGGAGCGCCGGGCAGAAGAGCCGUGCAGCCUCCCGCCCAGGGCACCGAGCAGCCUGGAGCCCGGCCCUGCAGCCCCGCAUCCGCAGGCAGCCCCCUGCAGAGGCGCGGAGGAGGGCCCAGCCUCCCUGGGGCAGGAGCUGAGCCCGUCCUGCACCAGCCCCAGCCUGAGCUGCAGCUCCUCCUCGGCGGACUCGCACAGCUCCCUGGGGUCCGCGAGCCCCCCGGCCCCUGGCGCCAGCCACACCGUGAUUCCCAGUCCGGCCAUAGAGAAGGUGCAGGACGAGGAAGAGCAGGAGAAGGAAGAUCAGGGGACGCAGGAGGGAGCUGUGCCAAGUGUCACCCAGCGCCUCCAGGAACGCAGGAAGAUGCAGCACAGGAAGGAUGGGCAGUGCCUGCUGCAGGAGCUCCUCACCCUGCAGGCAGCCGUGCAGCAGAGGGGACACGAGGCAGUGGAGCUGCAGGGGUGGAAAGUGUCCAUGCCACACAAGAUCGUGGAGCUGAUGGAGGAUGUCCCCAGGGACGAAUAUCUAGGAAACACCAUCCCAGACAUCAUAGCUGCCAUCUGGUGCCUCAGCGACCUGGAGAUGUGCCUGGACCCCUUCCUGCAGUCGCGCCUCCUGCGAGCUGCAGCAUCCAAGACUUUUGGGGCCAUAGGGCGCAACAACAUCAGCAACCUGAGGAUGCACAUGGGCAACCUGGAGGGCCUGCUGUGGUGCCUGCUGUCCAGCGCCCCCAGCCUGGACAGGCUGAAUUUCUUGUGGGAGCAAUUCACAUUCUGGAUGGAGGCGGUGGAUGCCCAGCACCGAGCCCUGGGCAUGAGGGCAAGCACCACCCUCAUGUCCUUUGCUGCCCUCCUGCUCCCACACUUUGAGGGCUCCCCUGACGUGCCUGAGGUGGGGGACAUGGCAGCGCGCCUGGGUCUGUCCAUCAGUGACCCAGAGGAGACCGUCGGCUGCGACGCCGUGGAGAGUUUGUACUGGCUCACUCGAAUCCUCCUGCACCAGAGGGGCCAAGACAUGCGAGGGGCGGACGAGAUGUUCGGCGAGUGCCCUCUGGAGCCGAGCCAGGUCCAGUGUUACAGGGACCUGGCAAGAGUCGGAGAGGUGCUGAGAGAGAUCUUGUCCGCGGAGCAAAAGAGAUCAUUCCUGCAGCGGACCAUUCUGGCAAUUCAUCAUGGGCGGAUGCACGUUAAAACACCUGCGCUACUCUUCCUCUAUGCCAUCCUGGGGGAGACCAGCCUCCUGAUCGGGGACAAGGAGGAAGAAGUCCCCGGCAGGAUCGUGAGGAAGCUGGUCCUCAUGAAGUGCUGCCAUGAGCUGCCCAAGGAGCUGCAAGGACACAGCCUGCUGGCCUGCUCCUCCGGCCCCCUCUCCUCUCCUCUCCUCUCCUCCCUCCAGCAGCCCCCCGGGUCCUCCUGCAGAGAGAGCUCCUAACCAUCAGGAGCACGAGAGCCCCUCCAUGAGCGAUGAGGACAUCUAGCACCUCACCAGGAGCCUGGCGGCUGUGUAGAGAUGCUGCAACAGUGUCGAAGCCACCGCACGAGAGUCACCGACUGAGCAGAUCCGCCCGCUCACAGCGGUCCUCCCUAGACUUCAGCUUGUCCCCAAAGACGCAGCCUGAGAAGCCCCUCGUGGGUGAAGGGUUCGACAACUUCAUCCGUCAGCCCUGCCACGCCAAGGGUCGCGAAAGCACAGACACCAUGCGCUCGUGGUCCCCAGGUUGCCUAAUGGAGGACGCUCGUGUUGUGCGGGUGGCAUUUUGUUACCCCCUGCCUCAGGGCUUUUGCCGGUCGCCAUUUGGGGCCAGGAAGGAAUUUUUUCCCCCUCAUCUGUGGAAGUAUCAUCUGGGGGUUUUUCGCCUUCCUCUGAGGCACCGGGGCAAAGUCAGUCCAUUGCAGCCUCUGUUGUGUUAGCAGCCUGCCUUGGCGCUCCGCCCUGAAGGGAUAAUCCUUCGAAGGCCGUGCAGGGAGAGACAAUGAACCACAGGCACCGGGUAGAAUGAGUGCGUAGGAGUUAAGAGUAGUUUUAGAAUAAUAAAUUUAAUAUCAAAUUUU